Molecule: messenger RNA, 996 nt
Organism: Cajanus cajan (pigeon pea)
Lineage: Eukaryota; Viridiplantae; Streptophyta; Magnoliopsida; Fabales; Fabaceae
Product: basic helix-loop-helix (bHLH) DNA-binding superfamily protein
Biological process (GO): regulation of DNA-templated transcription
Molecular function (GO): protein dimerization activity
Source: RefSeq, a predicted model, not a curated record
AAAAGGAGGUAAAAGAAAAGAGUAUGGCAAUAAAUAAGAGUAAGGAAAGGAGGCGUGGUUCCCCGUGACUUGAACUCCUUUAAUACUCUUUCAUCUCUUCUUUUUCUCUUCCCCUCACUUGGCACUUGGCACUUGGCAUCCACCACCAUCAACUUCUUCUUCCUUCCUCCCUCUUUUUCUCUUAUCCAAUCACUCAAUCGCAAUUACCUAUGGCUUCCUUCCUAGAUUCAACUAAUUCACACACCCUGCGAGAAUCCAACCACAAGAAGCGCCGCAAAAUCGGAGAACACGCCGCCGCCGUCCCGUGGAGAUCCGACGCCGAGCACCGGAUCUACUCGCGCCGCCUCGUCGAAGCACUCCGCCGCACUCCCUCGUCUCCGGCAAAGCCUAGAGCCGCCGGCCAGGUCCGCGAUACCGCCGACCGAGUCCUCGCCGCCACCGCCAGAGGCCGGACGCGCUGGAGCCGCGCGAUCCUCGGCCGCUGGAGGAAGCUCCGGACGCAACACAAGAAGGUCAAGAAGGCGUCGUCUAACGGAUUGAAGAGAACGAGGAUCGCCGGCGAGAGGAGGAACCGGUUACCGGCUGUGCAGAAGAAGGCGCGCGUUCUCGGCCGCUUGGUUCCCGGUUGCCGCAAGGUCUCGUUCCCGAACCUUCUCGAAGAAGCCACGGACUAUAUCUCCGCCUUGGAGAUGCAAGUGCGAGCCAUGACGACUCUCGCCGAACUACUCGCCGGCGCCGCGCCGGCCGGAGUCGCCGGCGCCGCGUUGAGUUGACCGCGCGCGUUGGUUACGACCUGCGCCAGGUGUUUAUUAAUUUUUUUUUGUUUUAUUUUUUUAAUUAUAUAUCGUUUUUAUUGGUUUCCAGAUUCAUGUAUUUUAUCGUGUACACUGUACAUGCCAUUUGCUUAUUCCUCUCUUUGAGUUCCACUAUCACCACCUUCCUUCUUCUUCUUUCUUUUAUUCUUUCAUAUUUAAUUGAAUGUGAACAUGCUACCUA